This is a messenger RNA of Larimichthys crocea (large yellow croaker), 1942 nucleotides long. Its product is annotated as epithelial membrane protein 3. The record is from RefSeq and is a predicted model, not a curated record. The transcript has 5 exons. NCBI's taxonomy places the organism in Eukaryota, Metazoa, Chordata, Actinopteri, Sciaenidae. The coding region runs from base 911 to 1408 and encodes 165 amino acids. Gene Ontology annotation, cellular component: plasma membrane.
AUAUGAAUAUCAUGCUUUAUUCACUGUUCUCAGUGCAACCUAAUGGACACUGGUUUGAAUUAAGCUUUUCUCAUGAAUCCAUAUAUGUAAACACCAGAUGGCGACAAACAUUACAUAACACAACAUCACUCUUUUCCUCCUGUGAAGUAAUAUAUUAGAAUUAAUGUUAGAAAUUUGCCAUGAUUUUUUAGCAUUCAGUUUAAUCACCCUAUAAUAUCCUGAAAUUAUGUAUUUAAAAUGAAUGCAUGCAUUAAUACAAACCCUUUUCAUGUACAGAAAUGCUUGCUUCUUCUUCUUUCUUUUUUUUAACACUGAUGUAAAUCUAUAAGUUAAUUGGUGUUUUGAAACUUCAUAAUUAGUUUUCCUGUUACCUCCACUGACUCCACUACAUGUACUACGUGAGGCCUAUUUUGAGUCCCGCCCAAAUGUUUUCUGUGUGACCAGUGCACUCUUAAAAACUCAUUAUGUUCUGGUGUGGCUAUGUUGCAACUGUGUGUUUAUUUGUCAUAUCUGCACCAACAGGACCUGGGUCAUGAAUGGAUAAGGUAUGAUAGAAUACACGUCAUGCCAAGGAGCAUUCCAAGUGGACUGUUUACAGAAGAGGUCUUUUCAUGUGGUUUUGUGUGCCUCCACUGCCCAUGGGUGGGUCUCAUUUGAGGCUUUCUGGGAUGGUGAUGUUGUACUGAGGGACUACGAGGCAGAGCAAAAGGGAGCUCUGUUCUGCUCAGAGGAAAUGGGCGUGCUCCUUGGAAAGUUUGGAUGGAGUGACUGAAAAAAUAAAGGGGGUGCGGCAAGUCUAGAAAGGAGAGGACCACCAAGAGGGGCGCAAUAUUGUAGAGUGGUGAAGCUGCACUUAAACUGCUCCUGAGAUCUGACUUAGAGGAACAUACAAUACCCAGGGGAAUUAAAAAUGGCAUACCUGCUUAUGUUUGUGACCCUGCUGCAUCUCAUCACACUGGCAAUGCUGUUCAUUGCAACCAUGGAGAAGUCCUGGUGGGAGUGGGAAGGCAUGGAGAACUCAGACCUAUGGUACAACUGUAGGUUUGACAACUUCACAGGAACCUGGUUGUGUGCAUCCUCAAAAGAGACUGAGUGGCUUCAGGCAGUUCAAGUCCUGAUGGUUCUCUCUGUGGUCUUCUCCUCGGUCUCCUUCUUGGUGUUCCUCGGCCAACUGUUCACCAUGUCUAAGGGUGGACUCUUCUACUUCACUGGGCUGUGUCAAGUCUUUGCAGGACUCGCCGCCUUUUCUGCAGCUCUCAUCUACACAUUACACAAUAAGGAAAUCCUUCAGGACUCCAGGGAGCUGACUUCAGGACAUUUUGGCUACUGCUUCAUUCUGGCCUGGGUGUGUGUCCCCUUGUUGCUGUGUAGUGGAAUCAUAUACGUACACUUGCGUAAAAAAGAGUGACCAGAAAAACUUCUUGUUAAUCAGAAAUGCUAAUUUUGCUGGAGUCACAGUUGCCUAUGUUAUGAUUUUUGCUCAGGCUUUGAUUGAUGUGAUUAUGUUUUUGACUUGUGGAUACAUGUAUAGUGGAAAAGUUACCAAGGAAUAAUGGUCUAUCUUUGUAGCAAACAUCUUUUAUAUGCACAUUAUAUAAUGCUCACCUUCUAUUUUGAGACAUUUACAUUUACGUUUACUCAAAGAGGUUUUUGUUGUCACUGUUGUCCUGUGAUGGAAAACUCCAAAGCAAUGUUAUGGAUCUUUAAAAUUAGUGUCGUAAGCCUUAUAUGAGGUAUUUGGACUUUUUUUUUUGUCCCUAGAGCAAACUGGAUAUAUAAAUAUAUAUAUAUUUUUGUACCUAACAUUGAUAUGGAAUAGAUGAGAAUAUAUUUAGUAACUUCUAUCACACAAAGAAUCAGAAUGUGUACAAGUCCAUUGCUGCUGUCCUAACAUUUUUUCUUUUCAGUUGUGAUGAUAAUAAAUUACACAUUUGAUGCCAAA